Rattus norvegicus (Norway rat) is the source of this 2578-nucleotide messenger RNA. NCBI's taxonomy places the organism in Eukaryota, Metazoa, Chordata, Mammalia, Rodentia, Muridae. The record is from RefSeq and is a predicted model, not a curated record.
CCGUUGCGUAGCAGCAGUGGGCGUGGUCAAGGGCUAGCUCGAGAAGGCGAGGAGUGGUCGGAACCUUCUUCUCCAUCCUUCUCUUCCCCUUCCCCUACGGGGAAAGGUUGAGACCCGGUACGCAGGCUGCGCCGCGGCCCCCGUGGCCUCAGCUACAGCCAGGUCCCGCGUCCGGAGAAGCCAGGCCGCGUCCCGUGCGGUUCGUAGUGCGCCUGAGCGAGCUUAUAACCCGGGGUUGGGGGAGAGGGGGUGAGGUCCCCGUGGAUUGGCGCCUGGGUCCGAGGUGCUCGGGGUCGGGAGGAAGGGUGGAGAGGAGGAGGAAAAUGGAGGAAAGGAGCUCCGCUGGGAGGAGUCGGGAGUUGUCUGAGAAGGGCUCCUGCCUCGUAGCCUCUGCUGACCUUGAGUUCACAGUGACCUUCCCAACUCAGCCUCCCAGGUGUUGGGAUUGCAGAGCGCUCCUGAUUGUGACAUCACACCCACCCCUGGGCCAUGAAACUUGUCUCUAGGAAGAAAGACUCAGUUGGAGAAUAGCCAACAAGAUGGGAUACUUGGAGUGUCUCCUGAGUGGCACCAAGCAGAGGCAUCAGGGGCUUGGAACCUUGUGAACAGGGAACCUGCCCCCACCACUUAGAAGGACCUGGGUUUCAGUGAUGAGACAUGGGGUAUGAUGUAACCCGGUUCCAGGGGGACGUUGACGAGGACCUCAUCUGCCCUAUUUGCAGUGGAGUCUUGGAGGAGCCAGUACAGGCGCCUCAUUGUGAGCAUGCCUUCUGCAACGCCUGCAUCACCCAAUGGUUCUCUCAGCAGCAGACGUGUCCGGUAGACCGUAGCGUUGUCACGGUUGCCCACCUGCGCCCAGUGCCUCGGAUCAUGCGGAACAUGUUGUCAAAGCUGCAGAUUGCCUGUGACAACGCUGUGUUUGGCUGCAGUGCUGUUGUCAGGCUUGACAGCCUCAUGUCCCACCUCAGUGACUGUGAGCACAACCCGAAGCGGCCUGUGACCUGCGAGCAGGGCUGCGGCCUGGAGAUGCCCAAAGAUGAGCUGCCAAACCACAAUUGCAUUAAGCACCUGCGCUCCGUGGUCCAGCAGCAGCAGACGCGCAUCGCAGAGCUGGAGAAGACAUCUGCUGAACACAAGCACCAGCUGGCAGAACAGAAGCGAGACAUUCAGUUGCUGAAGGCGUAUAUGCGAGCCAUCCGCAGUGUCAACCCCAACCUUCAGAACCUGGAGGAGACAAUCGAGUACAACGAGAUCCUUGAGUGGGUGAACUCCCUACAGCCGGCAAGAGUGACGCGCUGGGGGGGGAUGAUCUCCACUCCUGACGCUGUGCUGCAGGCUGUAAUCAAGCGCUCCCUCGUGGAAAGUGGCUGCCCAGCUUCUAUCGUCAACGAGCUGAUCGAAAAUGCCCAUGAACGCAGCUGGCCCCAGGGUCUGGCCACACUAGAGACAAGACAGAUGAACCGGCGCUACUAUGAGAACUACGUGGCCAAGCGCAUCCCUGGCAAGCAGGCUGUGGUGGUGAUGGCCUGCGAGAACCAGCACAUGGGUGACGACAUGGUGCAGGAGCCGGGGCUGGUCAUGAUCUUUGCACAUGGUGUGGAGGAGAUUUAAGAGCGUGACUGACUAUGAGGAAGAGGUAGAGUGGGAACCUAUGGCCGCUCCAGCAGCUGAGCCCUGACCUCCCCACACACAACCCUGUGCCACGGCUUGUACUGGAGCCUCGCACUCCCUGCUUCUGGCAUGAAGGACCUUGGGCCACUUAGCUCAGCCUUUCAGCGGGGAACCCAAGUUCCUGCCUUUUGCUAUAUUCCUCCCCCCACAAUGUCUGUAAAUUUUCAGUCAGGGUGGAGAAAUCCCCACUUCUGUAUUUGCUGACUAAGAUCCCUGGUUCCCAAAUAUUUUCAGAAAGCACAAAGACACUUGUUUUCCCUAGAGGGUCAGGGUGGAGUGAGGCAUUUCUACACUUGAUCUUAGCCAAAAGGCCGAGAAGCGAUGAGUGAGGCAUUUCUAAUUGUCCCUCUCUUCCAAAACCAGGGGAUCCAAGCAGGCAGGCUUGCUGGCUCCAUGCAGCAUUGAGAGAGCAGCUCUGACAUCCAGCAGAAGGGCUAACAGUGUGACCAAAGCCCCUCUAACUAGUGAGGCCAGGACUUGGUCCUCACUAACAGCCCUUGGGGAAGACCUUUGUGCUGAGCACAUCCCUGUCCAGGCCCCUGUGACUGUGCAGGCCUUGCUGGGUGUGCAGGGAAGGAAGAGGGUAGGCAUUGGUGUUCACGCACUCAGCAGGAAAGCUGUCUGGCUCUGCUGAAGGAGGAUACCACUGCCCCUUGAGGCACGUCUAUGUUGCCUCGUAGGCCCCUCUUCAGUCCUGUGAUUGUAGUUGGCUGGAUUUCCUUUGGUGUUUGUUUAUAUUCCCCAAGUCUCAAACCUCAUCUGUUACCCAGUCUUGUUUUCAUAGAAUGGACUGGCUGUGUCUGUCCUCCGAUCCAGCCCAGCCACAUUGUUGGCAAUUUAAUUUAUUUACUUUUUUUUUUUUAAGAAAGGAGAAAAGAAAAAAAAAUGAAGAAAACUUAAAACCUUU